AAUUUAAGCAUCUAUAAAUAGUGAAUAUCGAAACCUUCAAAAUUAACAAGUUCAUUACUUUGGCUUUUGUUUCAUCAAACACAAACAAGUCAAGCUUUUUUCUGCACUCAUUGAUAUUCAAAUUCAAUCAAAAAAAUGUCUCAACCAGAAUCAUCUGAUUCGAAAUCGGUGAAAAAGGACUUCUCCACCGCGAUUCUGGAACGCAAGAAGUCUCCUAACCGACUUGUCGUUGAUGAGGCUGUCAACGACGACAACUCCAUUGUCGCUAUGCACCCACAAACCAUGGAAACCUUGGGGCUUUUCCGGGGUGACACUGUCCUUAUCAAGGUUGAUUUGGAAAGAAUUGGAAAAGAUACUCAUGGGUAUGUUGGGGCUGACCUUGCUGCCCUUUGCACUGAAGCGGCUUUGCAAUGCAUUAGGGAGAAGAUGGAUGUCAUUGAUUUAGAGGAUGAAACAAUUGAUGCUGAAAUUUUAAAUUCCAUGGCCGUUACAAAUGAACAUUUCCAGACUGCCCUUGGAACAAGCAACCCUUCUGCUUUACGUGAAACUGUUGUUGAGGUGCCUAAUGUUAGUUGGGAAGACAUCGGAGGCCUUGAGAAUGUCAAGCGUGAACUGCAAGAGACUGUUCAAUAUCCUGUUGAGCACCCGGAAAAGUUUGAGAAGUUUGGGAUGUCACCAUCAAAAGGAGUUCUCUUCUAUGGUCCUCCAGGAUGUGGAAAAACAUUGUUAGCCAAAGCAAUUGCUAACGAAUGUCAAGCUAACUUCAUCAGUGUGAAAGGCCCAGAAUUGCUUACAAUGUGGUUUGGUGAAAGUGAAGCCAAUGUUAGAGAAAUUUUUGACAAGGCCAGACAAUCAGCUCCAUGUGUCCUCUUUUUUGAUGAGCUUGACUCCAUUGCUACUCAGAGAGGAAGUAGUGUUGGGGAUGCUGGUGGUGCUGCCGACAGAGUUCUAAAUCAACUUCUGACUGAAAUGGAUGGCAUGUCUGCUAAAAAGACUGUGUUCAUUAUCGGGGCAACUAACAGACCUGAUAUCAUUGAUCCCGCACUUCUCCGGCCAGGCCGUCUAGAUCAAUUGAUCUAUAUUCCUCUUCCUGAUGAGGAUUCCCGUCAUUCGAUCUUCAAGUCCUGCUUGAGAAAGUCACCAAUUGCAAAAGAUGUUGAUUUGAGAGCAUUGGCUAAGUAUACACAAGGUUUCAGUGGUGCCGACAUUACAGAAAUAUGCCAGCGAGCAUGCAAAUAUGCUAUAAGAGAAAACAUUGAAAAGGACAUAGAGCAAGAGAGGAAAAGGAAGGAAAACCCUGAGGCCAUGGAUGAAGACCUUAUUGACGAAGAAGUUGCAGAGAUCAAGGCGGCUCAUUUCGAGGAGUCAAUGAAGUAUGCACGUAGGAGUGUUAGUGACGCCGAUAUACGCAAAUACCAAGCAUUUGCUCAAACCUUACAACAAUCGAGAGGGUUCGGAAGUGAAUUUAGGUUCUCAGAUACUGGAAAUAGAACUACUACUGAAUCUGACCCUUUUGCAACUACUGCUGCUGGUGGAGCUGAGGAAGAUGAUCUGUAUAGUUAGAUUUUCUUCAAUGAUCUGCUGUAGACUUUUCCUUUCAAGGGCAAAACUUAAAGCCCGCCUUUUGCUUUUCAUGUACUUAAGUUAAAUUACUAUAGUUUGUUACUGGUUUAACACAGAAUUUUUAUACAGUAUGUUUAUGUUUAUAUCA
Messenger RNA from Lathyrus oleraceus (garden pea), 1711 nucleotides. Its product is annotated as cell division cycle protein 48 homolog. Gene Ontology annotation, molecular function: ATP hydrolysis activity; ATP binding; polyubiquitin modification-dependent protein binding. NCBI's taxonomy places the organism in Eukaryota, Viridiplantae, Streptophyta, Magnoliopsida, Fabales, Fabaceae. The transcript has 7 exons. Gene Ontology annotation, cellular component: cytosol; VCP-NPL4-UFD1 AAA ATPase complex; nucleus. Bases 136 to 1563 code for a protein of 475 amino acids. Gene Ontology annotation, biological process: mitotic spindle disassembly; autophagosome maturation; retrograde protein transport, ER to cytosol. The record is from RefSeq and is a predicted model, not a curated record.